Molecule: messenger RNA, 1012 nt
Organism: Pistacia vera
Lineage: Eukaryota; Viridiplantae; Streptophyta; Magnoliopsida; Sapindales; Anacardiaceae
Exons: 2
Coding region: 108-686 (192 amino acids)
Source: RefSeq, a predicted model, not a curated record
GUAAUUGAAGAAAGCUACAAGCUUCCUACUCCUUGUCAUCUCUCUAUUUUUAGUCAUCAAACUUGAUAAACAGCAACAACAAACAAACAAACAAGAGCAAGGACAAAAUGGCUUCUCCUUCCCUUCAUCUUCUCCUUCUUUUUUCUUUUCUCUGCAUCUCUCUUCCUGUCAAAUGUGAUACUGAUGAGGAGGAAACACUUCUUCAGGGCAUUAACAAGUAUAGGACAUCCUUAAACUUGACAGCUUUGACAAAAAAUGAAAAUGCAGAGUGCCUGGCUUAUGAAUUUGCUGAUCAAUUUAAGAAUCAACCCUGUACAAACUCUACAGGUGCUAACACUGUGUCAGGCAGUGAGCCUCAGCUUCCCAACUACCCAAACCUUUUAGCGAAGUGCCAUUUAAAUAUCUCCAACACAAAGGGUGGAAAUAUCAUGCCUGCUUGCGUUCCCGGCCUAACUCCAAGUCUUGUGCUCUCAAACUUCACGCAGUCUCAGUACUCAGAGAGUCUCAAUGACACCAAGUAUACAGGAGUUGGUAUUGGUUCUGAAGGUAACUGGAUUGUUGUUGUUUUGAGCACGAGCACACCUGAUGGGAGCUAUGUGACAGAUAAUUCAGCCAGUUUGCUUUCCAAGAUUAGUUUCACUUACUACUUACUGUUUUCACUGAUGGGUGCUCUAGUGAUGUUCUGAAGUGCAGUUAAUGGCUCUUCUUCCUUGAGUAUCUUUGUUUGACCGUUCCAACUUAAAGGGGCAAUAUUAGAAUACAGAGAUGGUUUAGACCCUUCAACAAAACAGGAAACACGACAUUAUCAAAUGUGACCGGUUUUUGCUAUUCUUGAGUAUUGAUAAAUUCAUUUUAUUAUUUACUUUUAUAUUCAUGUUCUGAAUGAUGGAGGAAUGUCAGAGAGGCUAACUCAGUGGAGCAGAAUCUGUAUUUGAAAUCGUUAUCUGAGUUUCGAACUUUUCAAGUUUGUAGUGGGGAUGGGGGAUAAGACAAUCUAUUGCUAUUUUCUUUA